AUGCAGUCCUCGAACAGACUCAAAGUCGCCCUGGCGCAGGGUCGACAGGCCUUUGGCGCCUGGCAGAUGCUGCCGGGGGCCAACAUCUCCAGGCUCCUGGCUCGGACAAACGCCGAUUGGGUUUGCGUGGACUGUGAACAUGGCAACAUGGACGAUGGAGCUAUGCAUGAUGCCGUUCCUGCUAUCGCGGCUCUCGGAGUCUCCCCAAUCGUUAGACUCCCAGAUAUGCAGUCUUGGAUGGUCAAGCGUGAGUGGACCUUGCUGGAUGAUUUUGAGAAGUGCGAUGCUGAUGUUCUUGUAGGCGCUCUGGACUGCGGAGCUCAUGGUAUCCUCGUACCGCUGCUACGCACCGUCAAGGAAGCUGAGGAUCUGGUCCAGGCUGCCAAGUUCCCCCCGCUCGGCCGACGAGGUUUUGGCUCGCCCAUCGCCAUGGAGCGCUUCAGCCCCAUGCCCACCUUCACGCAGUACCUGCAGCAGGCCAACGACACGCUCCUGACCAUUGUGCAAAUCGAGACCCAGGAGGCCCUCGACGCUGUAGAUCAGAUUGCGGCGGUUGAUGGCAUUGACGUGCUCUUCAUUGGACCUUUUGAUCUAGGCAACAACAUUGGCCAUCCCAUUGUCGGAGCAAUGGCACCGGAGCUGAAGGCCGCCCUGGCUAAGAUCCUGGAGGCCAGCCACAAAGCCGGCAAGAAGUGCGGCAUCUACUCUACAGGGGGCGAGCAGGCAAGGCUGUUCGCCGAGCAAGGGUUCGACAUGAUCUCUUUCGCGACCGACUACACCCUCCUCGAGUCCACAGUCAAGGAUUCAUUGGCCAUCGCCUCGGGGGGACCCAAGGCCGCCAAGGGCGUGUCGUAUUAA
Molecule: messenger RNA, 858 nt
Organism: Clonostachys solani
Lineage: Eukaryota; Fungi; Ascomycota; Sordariomycetes; Hypocreales; Bionectriaceae
Source: the annotation of a GenBank genome assembly